CGUGGUGGUGGUGGUGGCGGCGCCGCUCGUGCCCGCGCUCGGUCCAGGUCGCGGUCCGCGGCGCGCGAGGGGGGCGCCGUUCCCAUGGCGACGCUGUACCGCGGGCUGCUGGGGGCCGCGGGCAUGGCCGGCUGCAUCGGGCUGGGGGUCGCGCUGUGGGCCGCGGCGGCGCCGGACGAGGCGCGCCUGAAGGAGAUGACCAAGAACUACCCUGAAGCCAACGUUCAAGUCUAUGAAGAGCGGCAACAGCAGAACGCUUUGGUGAUGGAAAUACUUAAAGAAGCUGCGGAGACGGAUGAAAACGUGGCUAGUAGAAAAUGGCCGUGGAGAAAGUAACAAAGAGCUCAGUGAACCUUUGGAUUGGCUCAGGAAUGAACCAAAUAGGAAACCAAAUACAGCGUUUGGGCAGACACUGUACUACUAUUAGGCAGUACUAUAGGGGAAUUUACUGUGUCUGUGAGAGAGAGAUCUCUCGGUUUUUUGUUGAGCCCAUGGGCUUCCUAGCUGCAAUGUCUAGCAUGCAUUUGUUUCAACAGUAAGCAACAUGGAGGUUUGUCUGUACUUACUCAAAGCCCGGAGUGGCAUCUACACUGCUGUAUACUAAAGAAAUAUUUGUCCUUACAAAGAACAAGGUGUGUGUAUGUGGGUCUGAGCAAAGAUGCCAAGGAGGGUGCAACAGUGAAAAAUGCCCUCUUAGGGCUUCCCACUGGGGUAUUUGGCUUGGCAAUUCUGGGAACUAGAUAUCGGUCCUCGGGGGUGGUGCUUUUGCUUUUUUAGUGGCAGGGUCCAGGGAAGGGACAUGGGCAACCAGAGACAAGACAGAGGCGCCAGGGCAACAGAAUCCAACUUUCCACAGCAAGGUUUCAGGGCAAGCAAGUCACAAUCACAGAGCAGGCCAGGCACAGGAAGCAGAAGGAUGUAUCAGGGCAGAAAAAAAGGCGGCUGUGAACAAGUCUGAGACAAAGAGGUGUGGGUACCUGAAGGCAGGAUAACUGGGCAGGAGACAGGAUGCACAGGAACCGGACAAGCCGAGCUGCACCACCGCCAGCAAGAAGACCCAUGUUGCUGAGGCAAUAAGGCAAGGCAGAUCCAGGAGGAGCAAACAGAGUGGAGGGCAGAGCUUGCUUCUACAGAGCUUCUCCCAGGAUCCCCAGCUGGUGCUCAUCAAGGGCUGAGUGCUCCAGCAGGGCCUGGGACUGAUCCUGCAAAUACUAGCCUGGGUUUCUGGUUCUCACUGCUCCAUGAAACCACAAAGCAUUCAGGUCCAUGCAUGUCCGAACAUGCAUGGACCUACAGCCUAUGGCUCUGUUCAGCUUCUCCAAUACACUGAGAGCAUAUUUUCUGCACUGUAACAUCACUGGCAGAUUCCAAUCUGCUCUGGGGAAGGUUACUGGAUUGCUGAAUUGUUUAAGUUUCCUUGUUCCGCCUUGUAAAUGUUCGUGGAUUCUCUGGAAAUGCUGUGUGUAUUCCUCUGUAAAGUCUUGUGUUGUGAACUGGUUCGGCAUAUAAAAGCAGUACAAAAACAA
Messenger RNA from Varanus komodoensis (Komodo dragon), 1526 nucleotides. RefSeq names its product ubiquinol-cytochrome-c reductase complex assembly factor 3-like. NCBI's taxonomy places the organism in Eukaryota, Metazoa, Chordata, Lepidosauria, Squamata, Varanidae. Bases 85 to 336 code for a protein of 83 amino acids. The record is from RefSeq and is a predicted model, not a curated record. The transcript is spliced from 2 exons. Gene Ontology annotation, biological process: mitochondrial respiratory chain complex III assembly.